Messenger RNA from Hyalella azteca, 4997 nucleotides. RefSeq names its product JNK-interacting protein 3-like (gene syd). Gene Ontology annotation, biological process: vesicle-mediated transport. The record is from RefSeq and is a predicted model, not a curated record. Gene Ontology annotation, molecular function: signaling receptor complex adaptor activity; JUN kinase binding; MAP kinase scaffold activity. NCBI's taxonomy places the organism in Eukaryota, Metazoa, Arthropoda, Malacostraca, Amphipoda, Hyalellidae. The transcript is spliced from 27 exons. Gene Ontology annotation, cellular component: cytoplasm.
GACGGUGGAGGGUGUGCUUUGUUGUUGUCGAUCUUCGCUCUACGAGAGACGUAGGAAGAUGAGUGAGCACAGUUAUCUAAAAUCCUUAGAGUAAAAUUUCCGAAAUGAAUACUAUUCUCAUGGAAGGCGAGACGGUUUAUAAUUCUCACGAUGACAACCACAUUGUUAUGUCAGAUAAAGUCCAGUCAUUGGCUGGAAGUAUUUAUCAAGAAUUUGAACGUAUGAUCAGCCGAUAUGACGAAAAUGUUGUCAAAGAUCUCAUGCCACUUGUUGUCAACAUUCUCGAGUGUCUUGAUCUCGCCUACACGGAAAACCAAGAACACGAGGUGGAGCUUGAACUUCUACGUGAAGAUAAUGAGCAGCUUGUUACUCAGUAUGAGCGGGAGAAGCAGCUGCGCAAGUCUUCGGAGCAGAGACUGCUGGAGAUUGAAGAUAAUGUGGAAGAAGAGCGGAAAAACACCCAGAAUAAAGUUCAAAGUCUGGAGUCAAUUGUCCGAAUGUUUGAGCUGAAGAAUAAGAAUGCAUCAGAUCAUGGGAGCCGCUUAGAAGACAAAGUUGAAGAGAUGAAGCAAGAGUACAGCCGAUUACAUGAUCGUUACACUGAACUUUUCAAGACACAUGUAGACUACAUGGAGCGGAGUAAAAUCUUGCUUGGCACGGACAGACUUGACCAAAUCUCUCGACCCAACAAGCUUAUGGGUCCAAGCAUGGGCAUGACCAGCUUCUUGCCCGGCAGGUCUUCGGGCCCCGUGUCUUUUGGGUUCAGUUCCCUGGACCCCAACAAGAGCCUCACGUCCCCCGGCGACUAUGGGGAAGUUGGGGCUGUAUCUGCCACCCAAGCCUCUGGGUCGUCGUCGCUCAAGAACGAACUUCAUGAGGCGGGCGUUGGGCCCGACAACGCUGUGAGUCACGUUGACAGGAGUCAACUGACUGAUGGUGUUGAACACGUGGAGCGUUCAACUGACACCAGAGGCGCGUGGGGCCCCGGCGCCCUCACUCCUGACGGGGAGCUCAUGGCGUCCCCUGAGCUCGACGACGACCUCGCCAACAACGCCAUGACCCGCUCCUUCACUAACAAGGAGGAGCGUACGGGCAACACGCUGUACCAGGAGCUGCAGUUCCAGGAGCCUGACGCCCUCGCUGAUGUCGACGAGACCGCCGACAUCACUGACAGCGGCAGUGAGUCUGGCGAAGUACACAAGCAGCAGCCUUCAUCAGAGGAACCGUCGUCAGCUUCACAUGAUUUCGUCACCGACAAUUUCUUUGGUAUGGGCAAAGAGGUCGAGAAUCUCAUCACCGAGAACAAUGAGCUGCUGGCUUACAAGUGACCUAUAUCAAUAGCCUAUGCUUGACUCGCCUUGGGUGCCAACAGUGAGCAAGAAAUUCUGCGGGAGGAGAUCCAGUCUGUGAACGCCGUGAAGAGCAGACAAGCCCUGCGCAUCCAGGAGCUCGAGGACGACAUCAAGAAGCUCAAGCUGCAGAUGGAGAACAUGGAGCAAAAGGGCACUGGUGAAGAUGAGGACGAGGUGCCGAUGGCGCAGCGUAAGCGCUUCACGCGCGUCGAGAUGGCGCGCGUGCUGAUGGAGCGCAACCAGUACAAGGAGCGCUUCAUGGAGCUGCAGGAGGCCGUGCGCUGGACCGAGAUGAUCAGGGCGAGCAAGGGCGACCCUGAUGUCGACAAGAAGGGCAAGCACUCCAUAUGGAAGCUGUUCAGCAGCCUGUUCAGCGGGUCCGGAACGGAGAGGUCAGAACGCGCGCUGCCCCAUGGCAGCGUCCGCUACGACACCGCCGGCCAGACCGUGGCGCCCCCACCAGCGCUGCCGUCCGCCGCCCCUCUCGACACCAUGCGACGCCGCAACAAGACCAAGCCUCUGCACAACGAACUCUUCGACACUUCCGCUGAUAUGUCUCUGGCGCAGCAGCAGCGACGUGCCCUGGAGCGCAAGGAGCAGUACCGCGCUGUGAGGGCGCACGUACGUAAAGAUGACGGCCGCGUGCAGGCGUACGGCUGGUCCCUGCCUGCCACCCGUCCUACCAUGCAGGGUACGCCCCUCACAGGGGGCACCCCCACACACGGCACCAAGGGCGGGGCCUCCACCAGACAUGGGGCCAGCAUACCGGUCCCGGUGCCCGUAUACUGCCGCCCGCUCAUGGAGAAGGAGCCUGGCAUGAAGAUAUGGUGCGCUGCGGGAGUGAACCUCACCGGAGGCCGUACAAAGGACGGUGGCAGCAUCGUAGGCGCCAGUAUUUUCUACUCGUCCGCGGGCUCUGCCCCAUCGUCGCCGCUCGUCGCGGACGGCGAGAACAAGCAGGAUGAAGUCUGCAGACUGGACGCUGAACUCAGAGACAGCGAAGCAGCGCGUCAGGAAGGCGUGACGCUGGAGGCGCGUCUGUCGUCGCUCGUGUGGAUCUGCACGUCGACGCACAGCAUCAGCAAAGUGUCCGUCAUCGACGCCAACAAUCCUGCUGAUAUCCUGCAGUCCUUCCACGUGUGCUCCUCACAUCUCCUCUGCAUCGCCAGUGUUCCUGGGGCGAAGGAGAGCGACUACGCCGGGGCGGAGGACGCGACGGCGCCCUGUACACCGGCGCACCAAAGCCGCUCCCAGCAGGAGGCGCCCCGCGAAACUGAGCAGCGCGACGCUGGCGGUGAUGACAUCGGUGGGGUGACGUCAGCUGUGGGGACGCUCACCUUCAUCAGCUGCGGUGCUGGCACUGACGCGCCUGCUGACGCUGACGAGCGCGACCAGAAUGAAGAUUGUUCGCCUGUGCUCACCAAGCAGCUCACCGCUGCUGCUGAUCCUUCAGAGAUGCUGAGCGCGCAGGCCACGCCCCCGCCCCGGCGGCUGCUGAAGGAUCCUCAGGGCGUCAUCAAGGAUGGCGUGGAGGACUCUAAUGAUGCCGAAGGCGUGGUGGGUGCGGUGGUGGAGCGCAUGUCGUCGGUGCUGCCCACGAUGUGGCUGGGCUCACAGUCUGGCAACCUCUACGUGCACUCAGCCGUCAGGAACUGGAAACGCUGCCUACACUCCAUCAAACUCAGGGACUCUGUCCUGUCCAUCGUUCACAUGCGAGGCCGCGUGCUGGCGGCGCUCGCGGACGGCACGGUAGCGAUCUUCCGGCGCGGGGGAGACGGGCAGUGGGACUUGGGGUCACACUACCUCCUGGACCUGGGCAAGCCCCACCACUCCAUCCGCUGCAUGCACGCCGUCCUCACCAGCGUCUGGUGUGGCUACAGGAACAAGAUCCACGUCAUCGACCCCUUCGUCAUGAGCGUCAAGGACUCAUUUGACGCGCACCCCCGCAAGGAGUCGCAGGUGCGGCAGCUCGCGUGGGUCGGUGACGGAGUAUGGGUCAGCAUCCGCCUGGACUCUACACUGCGCCUCUACCACGCACACACGCACCAGCACCUCCAGGACGUCGACAUAGAGCCAUACGUCUCCAAAAUGCUCGGCACCGGAAAGCUGGGAUUUUCAUUCGUCCGCAUCACGGCGCUUCUCGUGUCUUCCAAUCGCCUCUGGAUCGGCACCGGCAACGGGGUCAUCAUAUCUGUGCCGCUCUUUGAGAGCUCGUCAUGCUCUGGCGUCAGCGGAUCGACUGCAGCAACGUCAGGCGCUCCUGGAGGGAUGGUGCGGGUGUACGCAGAAGCGGGCGCUGGGGGCGCCGUCGUCAGCGGGUCCUUUGUGCCCUUCUGCUCCAUGGCGCAGGCGCAGCUUUCCUUCCACGGCCACAGAGACGCCGUGAAGUUCUUCGUCGCUGUGCCAGGAAGCGGAAGCUCGCCCCUGUCUGCGCUGCUGCCGCCCUCGAGUGGCCCCGACUUGGUGAGCAGCUGCACGGCGCCCUCGUCCUCCGCUGCUGCUGCCCUCGGUGAUGGCAACCCUCACCCGCCCUCCAACAUGCUUGUCAUCUCCGGCGGCGAGGGAUACAUCGACUUCAGAAUUGGCGAAGGCGACGACGACGGCACCAGUGCGACGGGUGACGCAGGCGGAGGGUCGUCGGGUAAACCUGAGGGGCUGAGCCGGGGGGAGAACCCCCACCUGAUCGUGUGGUCCGUGGGGGCACCAGCUGAGUGAACGCAACCAUCGUGUGGUCCGUGAGGGCCACACACCCAGCUGUCGACCAUAUUGAACACAACCUGCUUUCCAACUAUUGUCUCAUGCUGUGUGAAUACAGCUGUUCCCCACACAUGCUCGUGCCAGCUGUGGGAAUACAACCAGCUUUAGAAAUGUGUACGCGAGUUGAGUUAACCAUCUGCGGAUACUGUGGUCAUACAGGCUACAGGCACGCCUCAUGGCGUAAGGUUGUUCCUGUUGGAUUUUUAUUCCCACAAAUGCGUCGACGCAGCGAGGCAUCGCGUGCUCCAGCUUUAGAAUACGGAACGCAAGCUGAGCAAAACGUGGAUUUUUAUUUAUCUCGUCUCGUUCAUAGAUAGUUUUCUACGUAGAUGUUUUAGUAAAUUGAGUUUUAGGUGAUCUGCGUACUUAUGGUUUUAGGCUAAAAUGGAUUAAAUGUUUUGCUUGGAUAAGCUAGGUUUUAUUCGACUUAUUAUUAUUGGGAUCCGUGCAAUGUUUCUACAACUUUCAGGUGCUCGGUCUCUUUGUCUAAAUGUGAUUCUAUGUAAUUUUUAGUUUGAUUUUUCUGUUCGUCCGAAAAUUUUAGGGAAGAAAAUCGCACUUAAAACGAAGCUGGUCAGUUAAACCCGAGUGCUCAAGCCUGUACCUAAACCUCUCAGUUCUCGCCUCUCACUGACCGUUGUGUUUAAUUUCAGUUCCGUCUUUCAGUUGUAUCGUAUUAUUUAAGAAUCCUUCUCUGAAUAUUGUCAUUUCUCGUGCCGUCUGUAUGAUUCAAAUCGAGCUGCCAAAUGUGUUCACAUUUGUUCACACAUUCACUGAUGAAUGUGAGUCUCACUUCUACAUCUUUUCUUGUGAGGUAUAAGUCUUUCAAACGCGUUCAUGUCAGUUCUACGGUUAUUCUUAUGUAUAUAGAGUUUCAACAAUUUUUCA